GUCCCAGGGCAUUAUACGCAUAGCGCUCAUAGUUUUUUGUAGAUUCGUUCAUGAAUUUUUCAAAAGAGAGCGAUAGUUUGUUUCACGAUGGGAGCACGAGAGCAAGAUUUUGCUAUUAUUUUUCCACAUCAUUACACGAUCUGCAUGGCGGUCCAGUACUAACUAGUAGAAGCUCCGGAUCAACAGAGAGUCUACUGCGACGAGAAAGAAAUACAAAUACCGUAAACGGCGUUUGUUCUUCUACCGAGCAAGGAUGCAACCUGGACCGAAGCGGGUAGUACGCAAUCCGUUAACAAGUGUCGGAAAUGAUGCCGUCCAAGCGACCACGCGCCCGGCUGCGGCGAAUCCGUUGUUCGCGGCACCUGACCCGCUUGGGGCAGUGCCGCCCAACCCCCUCGCUGGCGGCGGCGGUGGGAGUGCCAGCUCAACGAGACCGGCGCCCUCUCCUCUUGCGCGGGCGCAGCAACAACCAAACCCGCUCGCCCCACAGCAGCAGCAGCAGCAGGUAGCGAACGCCGCUAUGCAGCAGGAGGCCCAGCGACGGCAGCAGCUGAUGGCGCAGCAGCAGGAACAGCAGCGACGACAGCAGCAGAUGCAGCAGGAACAGCAGCAGCGUCAGCACCAGGAGGAGCUGCAGCGGCGGCAGCAACAGGAACAGUAUCAGCGCCAGCAACUGCUAGAACAGCAGCAAAAACUUCAGCGACAGCAAGAGGAGCUGCAACAGCAGCGGCUCGAGCCGCCACCAAGAACUACAACAACAGGAGGCCCCGGGGGACGAAGCAGCGCCAACGACAGUCCCCUCGCCAGCCCACCACCGCAGCGCAGUCCGCAACCGCAGGACCACUCAACGCAGCAGCUGAAGCCCCAACCUCCACCACCCAACAUACCACCUAUGCAAGAGGGAGGCCGAGGUGCUCGCGGUACUACCGCUGGCUCGGUCGAUCGGGUACUUAAAAUAUUGUUUUGUUCUUGGUGCCGUACCUGCACUGUUGUUUCUCCAACUCUAUACAACUUGAGGACAUAUUAUGCCUGAGGUAUUCUUCUUGUUUUCAAACUCAAAUCCUCAUCUUACGGGGCUCGCUGUACUUGUGGUACCACUUCUAGGCCUGCAUCAUGAAGAGGAGUUUUCGUGUCACGUCGUGAUCGUGGUGAAAAUGCAAGAAGAUUCUUCAUCUUUCAACUACAGGUUCGAGCUCUGGUAAACAGCGUGAUCAGCGCCAGCAUUGUGCGAGCGGAGACGAAAAGCGGGCUGCUGCAGUCGCAUACGACGUACGUGAUCAAAGUGAAUGACUUCGGACGGGAAUACGAGGUGGAGCGGCGAUUCACAGACUUUGAAACCCUUCACUCUGACUUGUCUCGCAUCUGCGGCACAGACGCAUUGCCGCGCAUGCCCGAGCGCGGUUGGGGCACCAGCACGGACCCGAACACCGUGGAGGAACGGAAGCCCAAGCUGAACGUGUUGCUGCAAGCUUGCCUCGCGAACAAGGAGGCACUGUUUGAGAAGAGCAACAUCCUUUGGAACUUCCUGGAUCUGACCCUGCCCAGUAUCUUCUGUACGCGCGCCAUCCUCCACGGCUUUAACUUUUGCUCGAACAAUCUGAUCGGCGACCUUCGUAGCAGCGUGGACCAGCACACGACCAGCAACAGCACGCAGGGCGAGGGGGACGGGCAGCGCAGCAGCAAGGAGGCGACUCCGCACCAGCCGCGGGGGACCACCAGCACCAGUGCUGACAACGCGUCCACUAGGAACAUCAAGGUGGUGUCGAAAGAUUUGGUGUUUUUCUUCGCGCAACUUCACAAACUCGCUGCGGACGCGAAGUACGAGACGGAGCGCUACCGCCUGGAACACGCGACGAUGUUUAAAAUCGUGCUGGGCUUGCUCGAAGAGGUUGAGCCGGGCGAGCAGGGAAGCGUCGCCGCGGAACCCGACCGCCCACCGGUGUCGCCCAAACCGGCCGCCGAAGAUCUGGGCGGCGAACAGCAAUUUGUGCGCGCCGAGCGGGGCGAGGGGGGCGGUGCCGGCGCCGGUAGCGGCGGCGCGGCCGGAAGUAGCAGUUUUUUUUCCUCGGGCGGCGCAACCAGCAGCACUGGUGCAGCUGGUGCCAGUACUAGCACCGGCACGACAAGCAAGCACGGGUCCGACCAGGUGAUUGCGGCCUGUGCGGAGAUCCUAGGCCACACGUUGCGCAAGUCCGAGGCCAGUCGCACACUCUUCCUCAAAGACAAAGGGAUCGAGAAGCUCUUCCGCGUUAUUCGAAAGGAAAAGAUCCUGAACCUACGCGUCAAGCGCGUCUUCUCCUCGCUUCUCAGUUGCGUCGGCGGGGACACGCUCGGAGAAGCCCUCGCGUCGGCCUUGGUCAGCGACCCCGCCGCCGACGCCAAGCCAGGAGCGAGGACCAAGCCGAAGCUCCUAGAGGUGCUCACCGACCUGGCUGAUAGCAGUCGGGAUGCCAGUUUCCACGACUUUUUGUCCAAGAUGCUCUGGUUUGUGUGGGACUGCGAAAGCGUGCAAAACUUCUUCGUCGACCAAGGUCUCUUCUUGCUCUCCCGCCUAUUCGUGGUAAUAUGCUCAAGCAAUAUUUUUUUAUUUUUGCAGCGUGAUGUAACUCUAAGACUAAGUCUAACUGAAACUAAGUCAUGAAUGAGAAUGCCAUGGGAGGUUAAAACCACGAGAACGACCUUGUCCUUGCAUGCAAGCAAGACCGAACUACAGCAACGCUGAGUCACGAGUCUUCCGUUUGAAACUUUGAAUUUCCAUUAGCAAAUGCCUCAAAAAAUUAAUUUAGGUGAACAGUGUGAUCACGCGACUCUACACCGCCCUGAUGUUCGGCGUCAUGCUGACCAACCAUUUACUGGACGAGCGCAAGCGCACGCGCGUCGAAGAGGGCUUGUGUCAGCUCAUGCACGAGCUGGAGCCGUUGGCGUUUAUGGGUCAGUUGCGGGCGGCACAACAGUCCGCAGGGGACGUCGACCCCCACGAGCAGGCACUAGCCAACGGCGCCAGCGCAAAUGGGCUCGCGAACGGAGAUCAUUCGCAGGCUACGAUGAUCACCGGACUGCUUAACAAAUACGUGCCUGGAGCAGCGGCGGGAGACGCCGACGGGCGACGCGACAGUACCUCCACCGAAGCUUCGGGUGUUGUGGUAGGGAACAGUGCGGCUUCGUCCUCCACCAUGGAUCCAGGCCUCCGUGCCUUCCACAGCGAGCUUAUGCAAAUCGGGAACUUGCAGUCUUCUCUGAUCAAAAUACACAGCUGUCUUGCCGACACAGGGAAUGUUGUCGCCGCCAAGCUUGCGCUUUAUGUCCUCCGCGAGGCCCGCCUUCGCCCGGAAUACCUUUGCAGGUAUAUCUUCUUUAGAGUCAACUUUAUUAAUUUUAUGUAGCGGCUAUUUCUCGCUUCCAAAUCUUGUUCGGUAUUGGUUGCGAGUUCUACUGUCAGUGAAGAAUCAUCAGUCGGACGUUAUACGGAAAACCAAGACUUUUGUGCCUUCCAUUCACACAGGUUUUUCCCCGCCUUGCGCCCCUGGGUAGUGCACGAAAUUGCGGGACACCCGGAGGCUCAGUGCGUAGCCGCCGACAUUCUGCUCGAAAUGACACUCCAGCCUGCAAGUCACUACGCCGAUAAAGCGGUCGGGGGAGGCGAGGGCGCCGGAGAAGAGUCCAUGAUUCCUUGGUACGAAUGAUUUCUUGUAUACUGUCCCUGCUCUAAGACGCGGAUUCAACACGGACACUGCUUGGUUUUGAAUCGCGGAAGAGAAAAAGAAUACUAGCCCGCCGACAUUUUUGAAUUGACCGCCUAACGCUCCUAACUAUGACACUCCUUGUACGCAGGUACUUUCAAGAUGGCGAGCUGGAAACAGCACUGCACAAAGCACUGAUGCGCAAAGUGGAGUUUGAGAGCGGCAUGUUGCGUCAGCACCUCGAACAGGCCGCGCAGAUGAUGAACGCGCAACUGGAGUUCAGCGCACAGCGGAUGCUGAUCCAGCCCCCACGAAGCCUGGUCUUGCACUUUGAGAAGAGCCGUCAGGCCACCAGUCCGCACCUGGGCGGGGAGCAGAGUUUUUUCGCGCCAUUGGAGCAGCAGAUGGCCGACUAUGAGCGCAGCCGCGCGCAUUUGAAGGCGGCCUCCGAAGCGGCGGUGCGCGCCAAGGGCGGCGUCACCAGUACCACCGAGCAGGUCAGCGGGGGCAAGCUCGCGAAGAUGGUGCCGAAGCUGCCCCUCGGCAUGACGGAGAGCAUGCAGCAACUCGGAAAGAUGUGCGAAAGUAGCCAAAGCCAGUUCUUCGAGGCGAGCCAGCGGAGCGAGGAGCUCGCUCGCCUCGAGGCCGCAGCGAAGACCGCGGACGAAGAAGUGAAAGAGGCUGAGAUGCAGGUUGGAAAAUUGCAGGGCGAGCGUUCGACCCAGCAAAUGCAGUUGCAGGAAAAGAAACUGCAGCUUUCAAAGCUCCAGCACCAGCUCUGGGAGGCGAAGAUGCAGGGGGGCAACCAGGGCGAAAUCGAGGGCCACGCCGCCAAUCUGCAGAAGGAGAUCGCCUCCUUGGAGGAGCGCGACGCUGCCGGCGAGGGCGCGCGCGUCAGCGCAGAGGGGCAGGUACUGGUGGAGCUUUUCUUUGCAACGAACUGUCUUUUUGUUUCUCAUAUACAGAAGAACUGAAGUCGGCGUUUGUUUCCUUAGGUUUUGUAUUCAACAGAGAUGAAAAAUCAUGAUGAGAAGUGAAGAAGCCCAACCUUCAUUUGUAGUCAUACAAGGCAGUGUUCUUAGCUAGAAGUGCAGUGAACCAGCAUCAAUGUCUACAUCACAUGAGGCUCGCGCGGCGACCGAGAAGCGGGCUCAGCUACUGGAACAGCUCCUGCACCAGCGGGAAGCCUGCCGAACGGGGAACGUUACGCAGCUCCGGGACUCCCUGUUGCAGCAGAAAAACAAGCUGGUGGGUCCGUUUCGCAAGUUUCAUCGCGAAUGGGAAGCAGUUAGCCAGGAGCUGCUUCGUGCGCACGCUACGCAGGCCCAGUUUCACCAGAAGUUGCGCGAUCUGGCAAGGGCGCUGCAGGGCGAGCAGCGAGAGCGCGCCGCGCUCGGUACCGCCUUGGCUCGCACGCGCGACGAGCUAAGCCACUUCGAACAAGCACUCCUAGUAAACGACCACGGCCUCGAAGAGGUCACAACCAGUCUACUGUAUUGAUACGGCUACCCAGCGCCAGCACGUUGUUGACGCGACUGCAAUCGCAAGAUGAAGAGACUACAUUGCCGAGCAAAAGUCACAGACUUUCAAAGAAAAAAGUUUGGAGGGAUGAUUCUCCUCGGCGUUGGAACUCGCAUAUCAUUUUCACUUGCAGUCGCAGCGCAUUUUCAAAGACCAGUUUGUUUUCAUCAGCGACCAGCAUCAGCGACCAGCGACAACAUAUGAAUCGAAGUUCGAAUCCAAUAAAAAGACGCAAUUAGAGCGACCCAUUGACAGGAAUUGGUCGGGUCGCUGACCACGUGAUAACUUGAAGUUUUCCUUUAC
Amoebophrya sp. A120 is the source of this 5504-nucleotide messenger RNA. Lineage: Eukaryota; Dinophyceae; Syndiniales; Amoebophryaceae. The record is from the annotation of a GenBank genome assembly.